Messenger RNA from Westerdykella ornata, 3716 nucleotides. RefSeq lists its product as uncharacterized. Gene Ontology annotation, biological process: negative regulation of transcription by RNA polymerase II. The transcript has a single exon. Gene Ontology annotation, molecular function: zinc ion binding; RNA polymerase II transcription regulatory region sequence-specific DNA binding; DNA-binding transcription factor activity, RNA polymerase II-specific. The record is from RefSeq and is a predicted model, not a curated record. Bases 108 to 3566 code for a protein of 1152 amino acids. Gene Ontology annotation, cellular component: nucleus. Lineage: Eukaryota; Fungi; Ascomycota; Dothideomycetes; Pleosporales; Sporormiaceae.
UUCAUCCGUCUUUCUCUCUGGUUCUGCAGGUCGCACAUUAUUUGAGCCUGCCUUUUCUUCAUCUCAUACAUUUGACGGCAGUUUCCCUGAGGCUGGCCUUCGCCAGCAUGUCGGACGUAGCGACCGCCCAAGUGCCCACCGGGCCACUGAGCAACCCGCAACGACGGAGGAGACCGAGACGCCGAGUUAAUGAACAAACUAUCUCCUCCCAACCGAAUGACUCGGCUCAGGACGUACAAGCCCCGCGAGGUGCACGACAGGGUCGGGGCAGAGGUCACAAUCAUGGGGGCGCAAGAUCACAAUCACUUAAUCCGGAACGGGUCCAAGUAGCAGAAAGCCAGGCACAACGUGGAGCCAGAGGAGGUCGAGGGGGACUUCAGAGAUCCCAGCGUGGGCGUGGAUUGCGUGUUGGGCCUGGAGGACGCCAGUUCGGAGGGCAGUUGACGGAUGGCACCCAACCCGCUUCAGGAACCUCAACGGGUUUGCAGCCCGAUGCGCCGGAAUUCCUGCCCGGACAGCCUGUUACUGUUCGUCAGCCGUCUCCGCCUUCAGCACGGAAUCGGGAAUCCCAAGCGCCCAAGUCCACUGCUCACGAUAUCGCCACGCGAACGCACGAAGACAUCGACAAUGAGCACUACGAAUGCGCCAUCUGCUACGACAAAGUGAAAAGGAAGUCGAAAGCCUGGUCCUGUAGGACCUGUUGGACAGUUUUCCAUCUACACUGCAUCAAGGCUUGGUCAACCAAGGAAGGAGCUGCUGCCGCGCGACAACAGGCCCAGAAUGGCGAGCUGCCACCCCCGCGACAGUGGCGUUGCCCCGGGUGUAAUCUUCCCAAGGACGUGUUACCCGAGAGCUUUAAUUGCUGGUGCGAGAAAGAGAGAGAUCCUCGUCCUUUGCCCGGACUUCCUCCAUUCUCGUGCGGCCAAUCCUGCUCGCGGCCUCGUAUCCUGCCGAAGAAGUGUCCGCACCCAUGCCCUUCGAUCUGCCAUGCUGGCCCCUGUCCGCCCUGCACUCAAAUGGGCCCUACCCAGUACUGUUUCUGCGGGAAACACUCUACGACUAGGAGGUGUGUCGACACCGAUUACGAAAAUGGUUGGAGCUGUGGCGAUGUUUGUGGCGAGCUCAUGCCUUGUGGAGAGCAUCACUGCUCCCGACCUUGUCACGAAGGGCUAUGCGGCGCCUGUGAGGUUCGAAUUCCUGCUCGCUGCUACUGUGGCCAGGUGCAAAAAGACAUUCUGUGCUGCGAUCGAGGGGAUGAGCUCGAGAGUAGCCUGUCUCACAUUGCAGCAGAUGGAACAGUGGCUGUCGAGCAUUGGACAGGUUUGUUCGAAUGCCCCAAUACUUGUGGUCGCGCAUUCGAUUGUGGGAAGCAUCGCUGUGAAAAGUCAUGCCACCAGCAAGAGCCUCAACCGUCCCACUGCCCUCGUUCUCCAGAUAUUGUCUCGCACUGUCCCUGCGGCAAGACACCCCUUACCGAGAUAUCCGAUAAGACGCGCCAGAAUUGCGAGGACCCUAUCCCCAACUGCUCAAAGCCUUGUAGGAAGGUGCUCCGCUGUGGGCAUGAAUGCCAAAAGGCCUGCCAUCAAGGAGAAUGUCCGCCCUGUCUGCAGAAGAUCUCCAUUGCCUGCAGGUGUGGACGCACCACGUCUACCUCUAUUUGUCAUCAGGGCGUGGAAGAGCCUCCGCAGUGUAUGCGAGUGUGUCGAGUAUCUUUGAACUGCGGAAGGCAUGAGUGUGGAGAGCGAUGCUGCCCAGGUGAACGUAAAGCUGCUGAACGACAAGCGAACCGACGGAAGCCCAGGCCGCUUGAUUCUGCGCCACGGAGACUGGAGGAUUCAUACGAGGCAGAGCAUAUAUGUACCAGAACCUGUGGCCGCCCAUUGAAGUGCGGGAAUCCGGAUCACCGUUGUCAAGAACUUUGCCAUAAGGGUGCUUGCGGGACGUGCCGAGAGGCGAUCUUCGAUGAAAUCAGCUGUCAUUGCGGUCGCACCGUACUCCAACCUCCAUUGCCAUGCGGCACCAAGCCACCUCUCUGUCGGUAUAACUGCGAACGUCCGAAAGCAUGUGGGCAUCCGCAGGUUGCGCACAUCUGUCAUCUGGAUGAUGAAGAUUGUCCCAAAUGUCCUUUUUUGACCACAAGGACGUGCCUCUGCGGGAAGAACGCAAUGAAAAACCAACCUUGCUGGCUGACUGAUGUCCGUUGUGGACAGGUGUGCGGACGCAGGCUCAAAUGCGGUGCUCAUACCUGUCAGAAGCAAUGCCAUCGUCCUGGAGAGUGUGAAGAACCAUGUACGCAGGUGUGCGGCAAAGAACUAACGACCUGUGGCCAUCCAUGUGCCGCUCUUUGCCACUCUCCGUUCCCAUGCAAGGAGGACAAGCCUUGUCAACAUAAGAUUCUCGUCACGUGCGAAUGCCAGCGUAUCAAACAGGAGUCGAAAUGCAACGCAUCGAAGACCAGCGACGGAAAUUUGAAGAAGACACUCAAGUGUGAUGACGAGUGUGCACGGCUGGAACGCAAUCGCAAACUAGCCCUGGCACUCAAUGUCGAUCCGGCAAUGCGGCAAGACGACUACAUUCCUUACUCUGCCGACACGUUGAGGAUGUACAUGGAGAACUCCACCUGGGCCGCCGCGCAAGAGAAGGUGUUGAGGCUCUUUGCCGCGAACCCAGACGAAAAACGGUUACGUUUCAAGCCGAUGCCUGCACAUCAGCGAGCGUUUUUGCAUUCCAUCGCAGAGGACUUUGGCUUUGACUCCGAGAGCAUGGACCCCGAACCGCAUCGACAUGUUGCAAUAUUCAAGACACCCCGAUUCGUAAUGGCCCCGAUGAAGACGCUGGCCGAAUGCGCUCGGAUCCGGCAGGUGCAGCGGGUUAGUACCCCAGCUGCCGCUCCCACUCCUCCGUCUCGUCCCAAACCGAGCUCGGGCGAUCCAUAUAACGCCUUUGUCAUCACGAAUCCCCGCUUCGCGUUGACGAUCGAUGAGGUUAGCGCUGUCGUAAAGAGUGCUCUACCGAAGACGAAAUACCCCAUAGAGCUGGAGAUUCACUUUUUGCCAAGCGAAGAGGUCACCCUCCAACCACCCCUUAUGACCAGAGCCAAUGUCCUGGAGCAAGAUCUCCAAACCAGAUUGGAGGCUAUCAAGCCUGUACUGGCUCAAGCGGUUGCCUCGCAACAGCUGGGUAAGCUCCAACUGGCGCGAGUGGAUGCCUCAUUGAACGUCCUGCGAAGGGAAACCGACGCCAGUCCUGGUGCAGGAUGGAGUCAGGUUGCUGCUGCCAGGCGAGUAGCUCCGAGGAGAGUGGAAGAGGUCGCUCCUCUGGGAAGUAAGGGAGGAUUUGCCGUCUUGAGCCUGAGCAGCACGAAGAAGAAGAAGAAGGAGAAGGAGAAGCAGUUGGCCGAGGUGGCAGAUGAUUGGGAGGCUGCCGAGAUGGAGGAGGAGGAGAAGGAAAGGGCCAGUGGCGCCAGCAGCGAGGCCAGUAGUGCUAGGCCUUCGCUGGAUGGUGCCGGGGAUAUUGAGGUGGCUACUAAGCCUGGAGAGCUGCGAUGGGAGGAUGAAGUGGUUUAGGCAUAGACACUGUGAGAUCGGUUAGCGUGAGAAGUUUGACUGAUGGUAAAGGCAGUAGUUUGAGUAAUGCAUAGAACAGGUAUAUACCCACUUCAUAGACUCGUAAUGAUGAAACCAGAGGUCAUUGUCCUUUGGAGGGAUUUUCAUAUU